UUGACCUCGCCAUCCGUCAUGGCAAGUCGGCUGAAGCAGGUGUUUGCAUUACCGCAUCGAACGGACGUUAUGCUAAAUGAGCAGUUUUGUCUCGUUCAAGAUGCGCAAACAAAUCUGGAGAAAGCAUUGGGUUUAUUGAAGAGUGCAGAGACAGAGGAAGAUGCUGCUAGUCGUUUGGCUAGCGUUCAGGCACUUCGGAGCAGGACUGAUGAGCUGAUUGUAAUGUUACAGUUGUUGGUUAAAAUUCGUACUGAGCUUGCUCACUGCAUGAGAGAUGUAGAGAAGGCGAGGAAAGAAGGACGAGACGUUGCGAGUCUUGGAAAGCGUGUUAGGUGGCUUGAGGAUCGGCUUGAAAAACUAUUGUUGUCAAGGAGGAAAAUGCGUCGAACUAGACCUACUAGGCAAACUAUGGAGACUAGAAGAGAGCCUAGAAGAGAGCCUUUUCUUAGCAGUUUGCAAUCAAACGACAUGGUGCCUGACAUUACUGUUGUUCCUCCUGAUGGAUCUGCAGAAGCAUCAUUAACUGUAGGAAAUAGUAGUUUUGAUGGACAAAUGUUACAUCGACCAAUUCAGGAGCAUAUUAAUGGGAGACUAUCUACACUUGAAGAAGCUUUGGCAAGUCCACAGGCUGGCUUCUUGUCUUCUGGAGAAUUAGAACAGUCUGCUUCAACUAUUGGAUCUGAAGUGACUGUGGAAAGUAGUUCUGUUGCUGAAUCAGAUGAUGAAACACAGUCAGAAUCAGAAAGCGUUUACAGUGAAGAAGGUAGCUCUGUUUUAGAAGAAUCAGAUUAUGCUUCUGAAAUUGUUCAAAGUAAUGUGGAAAUGAAGGCAGAGGCUAGUAGGAAUGAGUUGGAAGAUACGUCUCUGAUAGACCACAAACAUGAAUCAAUUAUUAGUCUUACUGUUAGCGAUAAAUCUGAGGAACAGGAGGUUGAUGAAGAUUUUAAAAGAGAGAGUGAUGAUGAAUUAGGUGAUUUGGCAUUAAUAAGUCAGGCAUGGUCUGCUCGAACAGACACACUUCCAGUCACCCACAAGGCGUUAUCUAACUAUGGAGCUCUUCUUACUGCCAGAGUGUCUAAAUCUGGUCGAUCACCACACUUUCUGUACCAAAACACUGAAAUUAAGUCAGAGACAUCUACUCAACCUUUACCAGAGCCACAUGUCCAUUCUCCACCUCGAUCGUUGAGACGACCUCCUAAUAUUCACACUCAGUAUGAAUUUAUUGAAGGGUAUGGUGUCGAUGAUCCUUUGUCAUGGCAUCGCCUUGGUCUUGCAGUGGAAUCAAGCUUUGUACCUUCUCGCACUAAGCGCACACCAAUACCUUGGAGGGCUCGAACCGUCCAUUCAGUCUUGGGUAGCUCUGAAACGAAUGAAAAGAUGGAACUUGAGCAUUCAGGAUUUGAGUCGCUUUGUCGUAAGAUUAACCAAACGUUUACAUUUAUUGAAUCAACUGCUGAUGAUCUGGCUGGUCACAGGAUGCCUGAAAUACGCAAGAGAUCAAAGUCUCGAUCUACUACACCUAGCAGAUGCAACUCAGCAAAGGUGUUGUUUUCAUACAGUACAGUACAACCGCUAUUUCUAUUUCUACUGGUUGUUUGUGAUGAACAGCAUGGUAGACAAGGUUCCUUUUCAGUAUUAAAUUCAGUCCAAGCCUCAGUUUAUUUGGCCAUUCCAGAAUUGGAGAUACCGAAUGGUGGGGAAUCAUCUCAGAUGGUUGUUUUGGAUAGAAGCAGACGGUACCCUUUAGAUCCAACGAAUUGGACAGAGGGCAGCUCUCCAACAGACACUUGUGUGAAGAGAGUUGCAGUUCAGUCUAGACAAUCUGAUAGUACAGUAGACAGACAGACAGUUAGAGAACGAAGAAGCAGUAGUCGCCCAGGCAUUUGGAAGGCAACAGCAAAAGGCCUCUCUUUUGCUACAAAGUUUCAGCGUGGCACUCGUCAAAGACACUCAGAUAGAUUUGGACAGAAAGCGAAGAGCAUUGAAUAUCUUCUAAAUCAUCAGCUUCAGUCGCCCAUUGCUGCAGACAGACGUACAGCUGCAAAGGCACUUGGUUUGUUAUUCUGGAAGGAUAGAGCUACUGUGAAUGGGUUGAAAGACAGAGUUAUAAAUGAUAGCGAUGAGUUGGUGCAGAUGGAAGCUUCACGAUCAAUGUUAUUACUUGGAGUGUGGAAAGACUGUGCCAUUAAAGUAAUUUUAUCAGCUCUUAGAAGAGGGACUAACGAGUUGCGAAAGGAACUUCUAACUGCAAUUGCAAGUUCUGAAAAUGUUAAACUUGUUGACAAGACAAAGGUACCAUCAUUUUCUGAGCUUAUUUCAACAGUAAAGACUCUUCUGGCGGACAAAGAAUUAGAGUUGUCUGCAGCAAUUUGUUUGGGAGAAAUGUGUGUGUAUGAUGAUAAAGCAAAGAAGGUUCUUUUGGGAAAACUCGAUGAUUCCAGCUAUAGAGAGAGAGGCUUGAGUUUAACUGUUCUCAUAAGACAAAUGAAUUGUUGUGAUGAUUGUGUGAUUGAGUCACUUCUUCUACAACUAAAAGGAUCUUUUAGUUCAAAGGAUCGAAUAGGUGCUGCUUCACUAAUUGGACAACUAAAUCUACAAAGAGUGUCUCGCCAUUUGUCAAUUGAACUUAUUAGGUUGCUAGAAACAAAGUUGUGGGAUGAUCCUGUUAAGACUGUAAGACAAGCUGCUGCUGCUGCAUUGAAGAAUAUUGGGAAGUGUGAUGAAAAAAGAAAGCAAAUUAUCAAACGACUUGAAGACCCAGAUGAUCACAUUCGAGCCCAUGCAACAACUUCACUGGGAACAUUAGGUGUUAAAGAUAUGCAGCAGUUGCGUCUGCUUUUGGACCUUAUUGAACUUGAUCCCAGUGUUUACGUCCGCAUUCAGGCUGUACGAGCUGUUGCAGCGCAAGGUAUCAUUAAUUCUAGAGUUUUACGAGUACUGAGAGACAGAGAGAAAGGCGAAGGUCCCUUAUCGAGAGAAGCAUCUAAGGCAAUAAAACACCUAAAACAAUUACUUGAUGGAAAGUGCAACUGGAAUGAAACAGACAUGGAAGUAUCUUGAAAUAUGCUGCUGCUGCUGCUGUGGGAAUUUUGUAAAUUUUGCACAUUGAUUUAUUUUAUUAACAGAAAUGAACUGUUGUUAUUAUUUGCAUUGAUAGUGUAAAUUUUGCACAUUGAUUAGUAUUAACAGAAAUGAAAUGUUGUUAUUAUUUGCACUGAUAGUAUUUGAAACUAAAUGAAUACAGACAAUAUGUUGUAAUUAA
Corticium candelabrum is the source of this 3262-nucleotide messenger RNA. RefSeq lists its product as uncharacterized. Lineage: Eukaryota; Metazoa; Porifera; Homoscleromorpha; Homosclerophorida; Plakinidae. The coding region runs from base 19 to 3060 and encodes 1013 amino acids. The transcript has 24 exons. The record is from RefSeq and is a predicted model, not a curated record.